AUGCGAAAAAGACCUGGUCUGCCUUGGGGUCGCAAAUGCGACGUAGUCCGUCGCAUCGCAAAAGCGAUAUCGCAAAUGCGAAGGGCCCAUCGCAUUUGCGAAGUGGCCUGGAAUCCUUCAAUGUCACAAAUGCGACAAUCCCAUCGCAAAAGCAAGUUCGCAAUUGCGAACAUUAAUCGCAAAUGUGAAAUUUUCUAUCACGGGCUAAAACCCUCUGCUAGAAAUGUGAUAGAUGCAGCUGCAGGAGGUUCUGUCAUGGGAAAAACCACAGAAGAAGCAUUGCAGCUGUUGAAUGAAAUUUAUGAGAACGCUAUCCAUUGGCCAUCUGAGCAUGUGAAGACACAACAAUCAAACCAAUCCAAGGCUUGUGACAUGUGCGGAGGAAACCACCAGAACCAUGAAUGUCAAGCAACCAAUCAAACGGAUGAACAGGUUAAUGUCAUCGGUUACAAGCCAUAUACUUUUGGGAGUCCUAUGGCACAGAAGCAUCCAGGAUGUCAGUGGAGUAACCCAAACGGUGCAGAAAACUCUCAAAGCUUCCAGAAACAACAGGUACAGGGUCCGCCGGGAUACCAGAAUCAAAAUCGUGGGAAACCAAGUUACAGACCUUAUCAGCAAGCAGGACCAUAUCAACAAGCAAGGUCAUACCAGCAGAGGCCCCAACAAGCUCAUUCAAGUCUUGAUGACCUUUUAUACAAGUAUAUCAAGGUUCCUGAUGAAAAGAUGAAAAGCCAAAAUUCAUCCCUAAAAAAUCUGGAAAUUCAGUUAAGCCAAUUGGCAGCUCUUGUGUCAGAAAAGAUUCAGGGUCCCUUACCAAGCAAUACAGAGAAAAAUCCAAAUGAGCACCUUAAGGCCAUCACUUUACGGUCAGGUAAGGAACUUGAUGAACCUUAUGCAGAGAGACAAGAAAAGAACCAGACAGAACAACAGGUAGACAAGGGUAAGAAUUUUGAAAAACCAUCUGAACCAUCAAAAGAGAAAGAAAUAAAGAAUAAGGAAGAAAAAAUUUCUGAAAAAAUGGCUGCCCCACCUGUGACAAUUCCUUUUCCACAAAAAAUAAAACGAGAAAAGCUUGAUGGUCAAUUUGCAAAAUUUUUGGAAAUUUUAAAACAGAUUCAUAUUAAUAUUCCUUUUACUGAUGCUUUUGCUAUACUUCAAAAUAAGCUACAACAAAAACUUGGUGAUCCUGGUAGUUUUACCAUUCCAUGCACUUUGGGAGGUGUAUAUUUUGAAAAAGCACUUUGCGAUUCUGGAGCUUCAAUAAAUUUGAUGCCAUUUUCUAUCUUUAGAAAAUUGGAUCUUGGUGAAAUGAAGGACAUAGGUGUUUCUCUUCAGUUUGCAGAUUAA
Molecule: messenger RNA, 1347 nt
Organism: Nicotiana attenuata
Lineage: Eukaryota; Viridiplantae; Streptophyta; Magnoliopsida; Solanales; Solanaceae
Exons: 4
Coding region: 1-1347 (448 amino acids)
Source: RefSeq, a predicted model, not a curated record